Zingiber officinale is the source of this 1188-nucleotide messenger RNA. RefSeq names its product max-binding protein MNT-like. The transcript has 3 exons. The coding region runs from base 1 to 1188 and encodes 395 amino acids. NCBI's taxonomy places the organism in Eukaryota, Viridiplantae, Streptophyta, Magnoliopsida, Zingiberales, Zingiberaceae. The record is from RefSeq and is a predicted model, not a curated record.
AUGUCGGUGUGGCUUCCCCUACAAAUCCCCGACCCCGUCUUCCUCGCAGAGGCUCGUCUACUUCGUGGUCACGACCGUGGUCGGAGAUCAGCCAACGCCACCUAUGCCAGCCCUGCCUUCAGAGAAGCUUCUCGGGCAGCUCGUCGGGCCCGUUCUGUAAAUGAUCGCUCGGGUCAUGAUGCUCCUUCUUCUCAGCGCAGAGUUCGGCUGCCUUCCGAAGAUUCUGACUCAGAUGACCAGCCUUUGGCUCAGAGACUUCGCCGUAGGGCCCCCAACCCGAGCCAAGACUCAGGCCCUUCCGCUAUUCCUCCUUCUCCGCCUCCUGUUGCAACCCCCACUUUUCCUUCGCCUCCUAUUGUAACCCCGACUUCUAUCCCGAGCCAGGCAGAUGCUCCUCCCGCUCCACUCGAGGUUCUGGUCGAGCCUCUGCUAGCUCAACCUUCCACCUCGCCACAACAUCAGAGCACCGAAGCUGGCCCAUCACAUCGCCCUUCACCAGUUACCUCACCGCCAGAGCCUUCUCACGCGCCCCCUUCAGCUCCUUCUGAGUUGGCUGCUGGGCCUUCUGGCUCAACUACUAGGCCUUCACAGCCUCCACCACCUGUUCAUCACUAUUAUCGUACCACUGUUCCCUCUGAGGUUGAAUUGAGGUCCCAGCAAGAUGUUCCCACCAGCUCUCUCACAAUGAAAGGUCGUUUGGCCUGUGCAGAGUCCCUGAUAAUAAACCAGUCCUUCCAUGUUGUUCAUCAUCAAAAUAAGGUGCUACGAGAUAUAGUAACAGAAUUGGAACUUCAAUUGAAGGACCUUGCGCAGGCUAGUCAUGCCCUGAGAGCUGAAAUAAAGGAUCUGACCAAAAGGAAGACGCAUCUGGAAGUAUCCUUGGCGCGGGCUAACCACAAGCUUAAGGGCCUCCAAGAAGAAAAAAGCCAGGUCGAUGUCGUGCACCAGCAACGCAUAGAUCAACAAGCUUUGGUGCAUCAACGAGCCAUUGACCAGCUGACCCAGAAGCUACAUGCAGCCGAAACCUUAGCACAGCAGCAAGACAAGAAACUAAAAUCCCAAGCGACCCAAUUAACGUCUCAAGCAGCAGAACUUCUGACAGUCCGGACUGAACUGGCUCAAGCCCGGGCCACUGCUGAAGGAGUAUCUACAGCCCUGACUGUUUAUAAGGAAGGGGAGAAUGAUUGA